Messenger RNA from Asparagus officinalis (garden asparagus), 1236 nucleotides. Its product is annotated as rac-like GTP-binding protein ARAC5. The coding region runs from base 225 to 815 and encodes 196 amino acids. The transcript has 7 exons. Gene Ontology annotation, cellular component: plasma membrane; cell projection; cytoskeleton. The record is from RefSeq and is a predicted model, not a curated record. NCBI's taxonomy places the organism in Eukaryota, Viridiplantae, Streptophyta, Magnoliopsida, Asparagales, Asparagaceae. Gene Ontology annotation, biological process: cortical cytoskeleton organization; actin filament organization; regulation of actin cytoskeleton organization. Gene Ontology annotation, molecular function: GTP binding; protein kinase binding; GTPase activity.
CUCCCCUCACUCUCUCUCUCUCUCUCUCUACCCCCUCUCUCUUGCCAGAUCUCUCCACUUUCUCUCUCCUCUAGGGUUAGGGUUUCGCCUUCUCGGAUCCUCGGGUUCCGACUUGGCCCAGCAAUGCGGGGGGCUUCAGCUCGUUCCUCCUCUUCUUAGUUAGAACUUUUCAUCUCUUUUUAGUUUCGGAUUCUUUUGUGAGUUUGAUCGAGAUUUGGGAGGAGAUGAGCGCGUCGAGGUUCAUAAAAUGCGUCACCGUCGGCGAUGGGGCCGUCGGCAAGACCUGCAUGCUUAUUUCCUACACCAGCAACACUUUUCCCACGGAUUAUGUUCCAACUGUUUUUGAUAAUUUCAGUGCAAAUGUUGUUGUUGAUGGGAAUACUGUUAACCUAGGUUUAUGGGACACUGCAGGACAAGAGGACUACAACAGAUUGAGACCUUUGAGCUACCGUGGUGCUGAUGUUUUCCUCCUAGCAUUCUCCCUUAUUAGUAAGGCCAGCUAUGAAAAUGUUGCUAAGAAGUGGAUUCCAGAGUUAAGGCACUAUGCACCAGGUGUCCCAAUUGUUCUUGUUGGAACAAAGCUUGAUCUGCGGGAUGAUAAGCAAUUUUUUAUCGAUCAUCCUGGUGCCGUGCCCAUCACGACUGCUCAGGGAGAAGAGCUCAUGAGGACAAUUGGUGCGCCUUCCUACAUUGAGUGCAGUUCAAAGACACAACAAAAUGUGAAGGCAGUCUUUGAUGCGGCGAUCAAGGUUGUACUCCAACCACCUAAGGCGAAGAAGAAGAAGAAGGCCCAUAAGAGUUGCCUCAUUUUGUGAUUCCAAAACACCAAAAAAGCCAAGAAACGAAGAUUCGCCAGCAGCUUAUUCUUGAUGUAAAGUCAAAAAGUGACUGCUACUCGCUCUUUCUGAGGCAUCCCAUGAAUUUGUUUUCUGAACUCUUUAUCUUUUGUUGGUUAUCUUUGUAACUUCAUUGCAAUAUGAACCCUUCUUAUUCUUCAGCUAGAUAGAUGUCCAGGGUAAUUCCCCUUUGGAAACUGUUUCCUUUACAUAGGGCGCGUAUUUCUGCAUCUUCUAUUUGACGCAGGCUUUGUUUAAUAGGUUGGUGACCUCUAAAUAUCUAAAGAUCUUAACAUUAUUAAUGUAUAGUGUUUGCUCUCAACUCUAUAGUCAGAACGUUUCUCUUGUAUGUUUUAUUUUGGAAAAAUGAUGAGUGUAACGUAGUACGCUUUAUAUUGAA